CUCGCUGCUAUCGCGGAGCGGCAGCGGCUCAACUUGCAGAGUGCUCCCAGCCAGCGGCUGCUCUCCUUGGGGUCCCAGAGCGUCGCCUCCCCAUGUGCCGGAUCUGGAUCUGGAUGUUCACGCAGACCUCACGCCAGCCCUCGUCAGUAUGUCGAACCCGACCCACGACCCGUUCUACUCUUCCCCGUUCGGACCCUUCUACCGGAGACACUCGCCCUACAUGGUCCAGCCGGAGUACCGCAUCUACGAGAUGAACAAGCGACUCCAGGCGCGCACGGAGGUGAGUACAGUCCGGGGUCGGGCAGCGGGGGGUCCGGGGCCGGGCAGCGGCUGGAGUGGAGGGGAGGUCCCGGUGGAGCUCCGGUUUGGGAGCGGUAGAGUCACGGGAGAGUUGUGUGAGGCUCCGGGAUCGGUCGGUCGGUGGAGGAGCGGUCCGGUGCCCACGUGCCAAACAUUCCAAAACUCCUCGUGUUAUCAGGUGGUAUUAGCCUGUAGCUGUGAGCUAAAGUGCUCCUCCCCAUGUUAUCUGGUGGUAUUAGACUGUAGCUGUGGGCUAACGUGCUCCUCCCUAUGUUAUGGGCUAACGUGCUCCUCCCCAUGUUAUAAGGUUGUAUUAGCCUGUAGCUGUGAGCUAACGUGCUCCUCCCCCUGUCGUCAGGUGAGCACGGAGGGCCGGCUGAUCCUGGAGUUCUCCUUCGACGACCUCAUGAGGAUCCGGACCUGGCACUUCACCAUCCGGCAGUACCGGGAGCUGGUGCCACGCAGCGUCCUGGCCAUGCAUGCCCAGGAGCCCCAGGUCCUGGAGCAGCUCUCCAAGAACAUCACGCGUAUGGGACUGACCAGCUUCACACUCAACUACCUCCGGCUCUGCGUCAUCCUGGAGCCGAUGCAGGAGCUGAUGUCCAGACACAAGUCCUACAACCUGAGCCCACGAGACUGUCUGAAGACCUGCCUGUUUCAGAAGUGGCAGCGCAUGGUGGCUCCCCCAGCUGGACACCCACAGAACUUCAAAACCGAAAUAUUCCCCACAAGUCACAAAAAAGGUCGGGCUAAGGCUGAACCGGCCCGCCCCCCCGCCACCAAGAGGAGAAAAAGGAAGAACUCGGCUAGCAGCGCCAACAGCGCCGCUGGGGCUGCUGGGAAAAAGAGAAGCCCCGCCUCCAAUUUCAGCCUCUCCAGUCAGGUACCUGAUGUGAUGGUGGUGGGCGAGCCCACCCUGAUGGGGGGGGAGUUCGGCGACGAGGACGAGCGUCUGAUCACGCGUCUGGAGAACACGCAGUACGACGCGUCCAACGGCCUGGACGACGAGGACGACUUCAGCGGCUCCCCCGCCCUGGGGAACAACAGCCCCUGGGGCUCCAAGGCCCAUCCCCCCCAGGACACCAAGCCCGAAACCGCCGGCCCCCAGCCCUCCCAGUAGCCCCCUCCCAGUAACCUCUGGUAUCAGAGGGUCAGUCUAGUGUUGGAGGAGGUCCGUCUGACCCUCUCCAGAGGAUCAGCUGGCAGCAAUACCCCCCCCCCCCCCCGAGACUACUUCCUGUCUGCUCCUGAGUGAAGCUACCCGGUGGAACCAGAACGUUUUGUAACGAAUCUCUUGGACAUUUCCCUCCAGGAACUUUUGAGACUCUAGAAAAGCCAGCCCAUGUGAUUGGUGGAUCUGCAGGUCACAUGGCCACCCUGAGGGGCGUGGCUUCAGUAGAGUUGUGUUUCUGCAUCGCAGGCCGACUAAGACCCUGUUGAAUACAUUUGCAUUUUUAUUGGAAACUCAGUGGCCUGUCUCUGUUCCCGUCUCUGGACCUCCGCUCCACAGAAGCUGGUGUUUUAUCGCCCAUGUUGUGAAUUCAAGCAGAUCUUGAAUUGUGUUUAUAGUCAGUUGGUAUUUUGCUUAUUUUUCUGAUCUGUGGCACCAUGUUGUAAUUCUCCACACCAGCGAGACACUGAGUCCUCCAUGUUGACUUCCCAGAACAUGACCGUACCUCCUGAAAGAAUUCUCCUGGGCCGUACCUCCUGAAAGAGUUCUUCUGAACAAGAUCUUAUGAACAUGAACAUGAUCUCCUGAAUGAGAUCUUCUGAACAUGAACAUGAUCUCCUGAACAAGGUCUUCUGAAUGAUAUCUCCUGAACGAGAUCUUCUGAACAUGAACAGGCUCUUAUGAACUUGAUCUUCUGAACGUGAUCCUUGCUCCAGUAUCUUCAACCAGCUGAGGCUCUACAACGGUUCCUGCAUGAUUUUAUAAAAGUGUUUUGGGUUUAUAUGUGACAUUUUUCAAGGCGCAUCCAUCUGUGUGUCUGGUAGUGUUUAGGAGAGAUAAGUAGCUCUGUAUAUAGAGGAGGUUCUCGUGACUACAUGAGGGGGUUCUCCUGUCUAUAUAGAGGAGGUUCUCCUGUCUCUACAUGGAGGAGGUUCUCCUGUCUACAUAGAGGGGGUUCUCCUGUCUGUAUAGAGGAGGUUCUCCUGACUACAUAGAGGAGGUUCUCCUGUCUACAUAGAGGAGGUUCUCCUGUCUCUACAUGGAGGAGGUUCUCCUGACUACAUAAAGGAUGUUCUCCUAACUAUAUAGAGGAGGUUCUCCUGUCUAUAUAGAGGAGGUUCUCCUGUCUAUAUAGAGGAGGUUCUCCUGUCUAUAUAUAGAGGGGGUUCUCCUGUCUACAUAGAGGAGGUUCUCCUGUCUAUAUAGAGGAGGUUCUCCUGUCUAUAUAGAGGAGGUUCUCCUGUCUAUAUAGAGGAGGUUCUCCUGUCUAUAUAUAGAGGGGGUUCUCCUGUCUAUAUAUAGAGGGGGUUCUCCUGUCUAUAUAGAGGAGGUUCUCCUGACUCCCCCAGACACCGUGGUCGUCGGGCCAGUGGUGGUUCUUCACCACUGGCCUUUCUUCUCAUUUCUAUAGGCUAGAGCAGCAUCUGCCAAAACAUCUGUCCCAUCUUAACCCAUAGCCAGACCAGUACCAAAGCCCCCUGGUAGACCAGUCUACUGAAUCCCAGUUGGACCAGUACCAAAGCCCCCUGGUAGACCAGCAGUAUCAGAGGACCCUGGUAUACCAGUACCAAAGCCCCCUGGUUGACGAGUCUACUGGAUCCCAGUUGGACCAGUACCAAUCUCCCCUGGUAGACCAAUCUACUGGAUCCCACUAGGACCAGUACCAAAGCCCUCUGGUAGACCAAUCUACUGGAUCCCACUUGGACCAGUACCAAAGCCAACUGGUAGACCAGCAGUAUCAGAGGACCCUGGUAUACCAGUACCAAAGCCCUCUGGUAGACCAGUCUACUGGAUCCCACUAGGACCAGUCCCACCCUGGUAGACCGGUCUACUGGCUGGUCUCCGGAUAGGUCGCCGCUGGCAGAGAUGCAACCCAGAGCUUCAGAAAGGUUUGAAUCCCUCUUUGUUUUCUUGGUUCUCCAUCUGGUCCUUCUUCUGGUGGACUCUGGUCUGAACUGGACUUUGGUCUGAAGUGGUCUCUGGUCUGAGGUUGACUGUGGUCUGAAGGUGGACUCUGGUCUGAGGUGGUCUCUGGUCUGAGGUUGACUCUGGUCUGAAGUUGGACUCUGGUCUGAGGUGGUCUCUGGUCUGAGGUUGACUCUGGUCUGAAUGUGGUCUCUGGUCUGAAGAUGGACGAUGUCUUUCUACAUUGGAGAAUAAUGAGUAUUUAUUUGUGCAUUUGAAAGGAAGCAACCAUUUCCAAACAUGUUGAGCCCAGUGUGACGUUUGUACAGGAUAUAGCAGAGGUGAUUAUGUCAGAUGUCUGGUGUGUAUGCUUUACCAUUACGUGUUCUAAUAAACCUUACAAACCCGG
Molecule: messenger RNA, 3785 nt
Organism: Gadus macrocephalus (Pacific cod)
Lineage: Eukaryota; Metazoa; Chordata; Actinopteri; Gadiformes; Gadidae
Gene: ldb2a
Product: LIM domain binding 2a
Biological process (GO): nervous system development; negative regulation of transcription by RNA polymerase II; positive regulation of transcription by RNA polymerase II
Cellular component (GO): transcription regulator complex; nucleus
Molecular function (GO): LIM domain binding
Source: RefSeq, a predicted model, not a curated record